This is a messenger RNA of Caenorhabditis remanei, 1170 nucleotides long. RefSeq lists its product as uncharacterized. Gene Ontology annotation, molecular function: protein tyrosine phosphatase activity. NCBI's taxonomy places the organism in Eukaryota, Metazoa, Nematoda, Chromadorea, Rhabditida, Rhabditidae. The coding region runs from base 1 to 1170 and encodes 389 amino acids. The transcript has 3 exons. Gene Ontology annotation, biological process: protein dephosphorylation. The record is from RefSeq and is a predicted model, not a curated record.
AUGCAAAAAAAGCCUCAAGCUUUGAUAACUGAAGCAAUGCCCGACGAUUUCGAACAACCAAGAGCGCAAGCUGGAGCUGUUCUUGGGAUGUUGAAGGGAAAGAAGGCACCGGAGGCUGGUAAAAAGAAGGGAGCUGGAACAGAGGGAUCGAGACGUAUCAAAAAGGAUAAGAAGAAGGAAGAAGGCGAUGCAACGAACAAGACGAACAUGACACCCGCUCCACCACAGGCUCAUCCAGUUGUUCAAGAGUGGGUUCUCAGAGCACUCGACACUGGCGUCGACAAACUUCGAGAGGAAUUCCGUUUUCUGGCGAAGUACACUCGAAAUGAUAUGACCCAGAAAGACUUCAAUGCUAACCAAUCUCCGGAUUUCAAUAUUACCAAAAAUCGUUAUCAAGAUGUUCCGUGUCAAGACCAAUGUAUUGUAAAACUCGAUCCACCAUCUCCAAGCACUUACAUCCAUGCCAAUUUCGUCGCUUGCCCAAACUCUGAAAAGCGAUUCAUCUGCUGCCAAGGUCCUAUGGAACAUACUGUUGAGGAGUUUUGGUGGAUGAUUGUUCAGAACAAAGUAGAGGAAAUCGUAAUGCUGUGUAAAACUAUUGAAACUGGAAAACUCAAAUGUGCACAGUACUGGCCUGCCUCCCUAAACGAGAAAAAGGAGUUCAAGACGGGUCUUGUGGUUGAGAACCUUGGAUCCAAACCAAUGCAAAGAGAUAAUGAGAUCCAGGUAACGAGCUUGACCGUUUCGUAUGACGGAAAGACCGUACCUGUCCGUCAUCUGCAUUGGACUGAUUGGCCGGAUCGCGGAGUUCCACCAUGCAAAUUGACUGGGUUAGAACUGCUCUCAUCGGUACGUGGAUCUAAAUUUCCGAUCGUGGUUCAUUGUUCCGCGGGAAUCGGUCGUACUGGAACGAUUGUCGCGAUUGAGUAUAUUCUUGAAAAAAUCCAAGAAAACAAGCAAUGCCCUCCAAUGCCCGAUCUCGUCAAAGGAAUCCGUGAUCAACGUGCUUAUUCAAUCCAAAAUGAUCUUCAAUACUUGUACAUUCAUCGUAUCAUGUUGAAUUACUUCUUGGAAAAGUAUAAGGAUAAGUACGCAUCAUUGCUCACUCCAGAGAACGUGGCAAAGUACGAGAAGUUUGUCAAGGACUACAACGCCGUCGUUGGCCAAUGA